Messenger RNA from Parasteatoda tepidariorum (common house spider), 3173 nucleotides. Lineage: Eukaryota; Metazoa; Arthropoda; Arachnida; Araneae; Theridiidae. The record is from RefSeq and is a predicted model, not a curated record.
AGUCUAAAUAAAUCCUAUUUUAUCUGUCUCUGAGUCAUGUAAACAAAAUGUUGAUAUCUGUUUGCAAUUCUAAUAUAUUUUUUUCAAAUAUUUUUAACUUAUUACAUAUUUGUAGUAUAUGAACCUAAAACAAUGUUUCUCCGAGAUUUAUUGACCUACAUACAUAUCUUAGGUGAUGAUCAGUUUUUGACACCAAAGAUAUCCGGGGUCAAAAACGAAAAUAAAUCAAGUGAAAGUCAAUAUUUUAUGGAAAAAAAAUAUAUAAAUCACAAAUAUAUAAUCGAAAUUUGUUACUUGAACUAGAAACCUGUUAUUAGUAGAAGUAAAAGUCAUUCAAAAACUCAGAAAUGCACGCAAGCAUUUUAGCCAGUGGCAAUAGGUCAAAUACAUUUCUUUUUCUCUUCUGAACUUUGUAACGGCAUUUACUUUUUACAUCUCAUUUAGAUUGAGCUGGAAAAAAAGAUAUAAAGUGAAAUUAAAAUACUUCAUUAGGGUAUUGUUUUUAUUACGAGUUAAAUUCUAUCAAAUCCAAUAUCAAUGUCAUCUAUCAGUUGCUCGAUUAAGGUGAAAUGAUUUGCUUGGUUGAAUUUUGUGAAAGGGGCUGUAUUUAGGAGGUAACAACUUUUCUCUACUUUACACUCUUCUUAAUUCGCAGUUUCACUGAUUGUUUGUUCUAUUAAUCUUCUUCAUCAUGGAUUAAAGUUCAUAUUUUCCGUGAAGUUAACAUUUACAUAACAAGAAUUGAUAAUUGUAUGGAGAAACUUUAAUUCUUUGCUACAAACAUGGAAAGUGAAGACACUCAAAGUCAUCGAAAGUUUGAUCUACCAGAUUAUGGCGUAUGCAUCGCCAUGCUUGGAGUAUCUGCCGGUAUAGGCGUAUUUUACGCAAUAUCUGGCAGGAAACAAAAUACUACCAAAGAAUUUCUAUUUGGUGGAAAGACAAUGAACGUUAUACCAGUUGGUUUAUCCGUUUUAGCAACUUUUCUAUCUGCUAUAACUUUGCUUGGUUUACCAGCAGAAUCUUACCAAUUUGGUAUACAAUAUUGGUUAAUCAAUAUUUCAUAUUGUUUCAUGUUACCAAUAGUAGCUCAUAUUUAUGUACCUUUAUUCUACAAAUUGCAAGUAUCAUCAGUUAACGAGUACUUGGAAAAAAGAUACAACAAGUUUAUUAGAACAGUGUGUUUUGUCAUAUCUACAAUUUCGCAGUUGCUGUAUAUAGCAUUUGUAAUUUAUGCACCAUCGCUUGUUCUAUCACAAGUAACGGGUCUACAUCUUUGGGUUUGUGUAUCAUCGAUUGGUAUUGUUUGCACAUUUUAUACAACAAUAGGAGGAAUUAAAGCAGUUAUCUGGACUGAUGUUUUUCAAAUAAUAAUUAUUUUUGGUGCAUUAAUUACGAUCAUUGUAAAAGGUGCUAUAGAUGUCGGUGGCAUUGAUGUGGUUUGGUCCAAAGCAGAGGCUGGAGGCAGAACUGCAAUUUUAGAUUUUAACCCGGAUCCUACAGUAAGACAUACUUUUUGGUCCCUAACAUUUGGUGGAUUUUUUACUUGGCUUAGUAUUUAUGCAGUAAAUCAAGCAAUGGUUCAAAGAUCUUUAACAAUACCAACACUGCCUAAAGCUAAAGCGGUUAUAUGGAUGAAUCUUCCAGGAAAUAUUCUAAGUGUUACCUUAACUCUCUUAGUCGGGCUCAUAAUAUACGUUAAUUAUUCAACUUGUGAUCCAAUAAAAACGAAACAAGUCAGCUCACCAAACCAGAUAUUCCCUCUAUUUGUAAUGGAUAGUUUGCGUGAUUAUCCUGGCUUGCCUGGACUUUUUGUAUCUGGAAUAUUUAGUGGUGCUUUAAGGUAUCCUGAGGAAUCAGUACUCAGAGCAGCCUCACCUGGCAGCAAUAACAGCAGUUAUUCUCCUGGGCAUCGAGUCGAACAAAGAUUGGAUAGCAUGGAUGGGUACAGCAUUCCAUGCAGCUUCAUCAUUAUGCCACAAUUCAUCGACCGCAGAAGAAUUAACUUGCACAACUUAGCAUCGUAUAAAAACAGUUGCAAAUUAAGAUAUUCAAUAGAUUUAUUAAUUUAUAAACCUAAUAGAAAUCUUAAUGUAAAUAGUAUAUUUCAAAUCCGAAUAUUUCAACAGUCUAGACAUUUGGAAAUUUUGAUCUAUAAUCCCCGACAUUUUGAAGUAAGGAUUUAUAUUUAUUUAUUUUCAGCUCUAUUUUAUGGAAUAGUUGCUAUUGUUUUGGUAGUAGUGGUUGAGAAUAUGACUGGAACUGUUUUGCAAGCAGCUUUAAGUAUCAGCGGAGCAUUGGGAGGUCCAAUUUUAGGUAUUUACACUCUUGGAAUGUUUUUCCCAUGGCCAUCAGCUUUCGCUGCAUUUAUCGGAUUAAUUAGUGGUUUAGGCAUUUGUAUCUGGAUAUGUAUUGGAUCUAUCAUGUUUAGAGCACCAAAUCCAACAGCAGUACUGUCAGUAGAAUCAUGUGAAGAUUUAUAUAUGAGUGUAACUCAGGUCAUGUCGAGUAUUUCCAAUUCGUCUACUCCAGUAUUCCUACCAAGGGAAGAAUUUUUGACCAUGUACCGUUUAUCAUACCUUUGGUACAGUGGAAUCGGAUGUUUAGUGGUUAUAAUCAUCGGAUUGCUAGUGUCUCUUGCAAAAGGUAAUAACAAGCAAGAUGUCGAAAAGAGUUUGAUGACACCAUUCUUCUACAAUCUUUGGGGCUGUGAUCCGAAACACAACCAGGCUGAAAGAGAAAUUCAAAGCUCAGUGCCCUUAGUUGGGAUACAAGAUCUGAAACGAAAAAAUUCAGCUAUGUUUAAUAAAAGAAUGUCUGGAGAUUUUGACUCAUCAUUAGUAGUUCAAGGAGUUUAUCGACAAAAUGUCGGCAAUUGUUAACUGUAUAAUAAUAUAUAAUUAAGUACUUUUACUCAUUUUAAAAGCAGCUGCUUCGUCUUGAUAGAUUUAUAUCAAAUUUUUGUUAUAUUCUGUGUUAAUUCAAAGGAUUUUAAAUUCUUCGUACUUCCGUUUCUAAAAUACUGUCAAAUAUCAUUGAUACCAUUAUACUUUUAACGUCAUAUUAAUUUUUAUUUACAACCUUACUGCAACGUUUACAUUCAUCUGUAUUUAUAAUUCAUAACUGUAUAAAGUGCAUCAGUGUGUAAGUUAAUAAACAAAUUAUGACCAUUUGUA